Messenger RNA from Plasmodium inui San Antonio 1, 333 nucleotides. RefSeq lists its product as hypothetical. Bases 1 to 333 code for a protein of 110 amino acids. Lineage: Eukaryota; Apicomplexa; Aconoidasida; Haemosporida; Plasmodiidae. The record is from RefSeq and is a predicted model, not a curated record. The transcript is spliced from 2 exons.
AUGGCAAUCUCCGGAUUCUUAACCAUUGAGAAUCCAGACACGUCAGUACUGUUUAGACAAAAAUUCUUGAAUAUCCAUGCACUUCACCUAAAAGUAUUAAACAUGAAUCUGGGGGAUGCAUUAGCGUUAGAGACGCAUACACAGAUAGCCAGAAAAAGAGAAUAUCCUUAUAAUGACGCAACAAGGAAAAGGGAAGAUAAGCACAUCGGUAAAUAUGUUAAAGAGUACAGCAUUCCAAUAAAGAGGAAUGACAUAGAAUACAACCUAUGGAGAAGGUUGCAACCGAGAAAUCUCUUCACAAUGAUGCGGCCUGAAGAAACCUUUAAACAAUAA